UGCAUUAAUUAAUGUUUUUUUUGGGGGGAAAAAUGAGUGUAAAAUUGGACCCCAUUUGUGGGAUUACACUGGAUAUUUGUUGUUAUGUUGAUGAUGAUGAUGUUGUUUUUGUUGUUGUUGCUGUAAAAGUUGGUAUUUUCAUUGUAAAGUUGAUGUUUUUCAUGUAAAGUUGAUGUUUUUCUUGUAAAGUUGGUCUUUUUCAUGAUGUUGACAUUGUUGUUAAUGUUGAUGUUGUUGAUGUGCCAUUGAGUGCUUUAUCAUGUCAAGUUGGUAUUUUUUUCAUGCAAAGUUGGUUUUUCAUGUAAAGCUGUGUUUUUCAUGUAAAGUUGGUAUUUUUUUCAUAUUAAGUUAGUAUUUUUUUAUGUAAAGUUGUUUUUUUUUUAAUGUAAAGUUAGUCGAUGAGAAUGAAGUUUUACUGCGCCCAUUAAUCUUUUUUGGAAAAAUGAGUAUGAAAUUGGAUCCCACUUGUGGGAUUACACUGGAUAUGUUGUUGUUUAAGUAUGAAAUUGGAGAAAAGUAGGGUUAAUUUGAGGAGGGGUUACCUCUUAGAUGAUUCAAAUUGAAACUGUGCCCUAAGGUUAUUGUCUCUGUAUUUGCUGUGUUGGGUAAAUAAUUGGAUAAAAUUGAUCAUGUGGCUCUGCUGGAAAAAUGAAUUCUCGGAUUAAAGUUGGUAUUUUUCAUGUAAAGUUGGUCUUUUUUCACGUAAAGUUGGUGUUUGGUAUGUAAAGUUGGUAUUUUUUCCUGUAAAGUUGGUGUUUGGCAUGUCAAGUUCGUUUUUAUCCUUGUAAAGUUGGUAUUUGUCCAUGUAAAAUUGGUAUUUUUUCAUGUAAAGUUGGUGUUUUUUAUUGUAAAGUAGGUGUUUUUCAUUGUAAAGUUGGUGUUUUUCAUAUGUAAAGUUGGUGUUUUUCAUUGUAAAGUUAGUGUUGUCCAUGUAAAUUUGGUAUUUUUCAUGUAAAGUUAGUAUUUUUCAUUGUAAAUUCUAGUACAAGUGAUUGGUUUAGGGUUUGUAGUCGGUGGUACGAAGUUUUUUUGGAAAAAUGAGUAAAUUGGAAUUUUUUUUAUAUCUUAGAUUGACUCAAAUUAGUAAGCUAUUGAAACUGUGAAUACUUGAGGUUGACUAGUAGAUCUGGGGUGCCCCAUGUUUUUUAGCAGCGAUGCAAGUACACAGGAUGUUAUUUCUGAUUUGUUUAUGAUUGAAAAGGCCCUGCAGGAAUUGAAUGAAGAAGGAGGAUCCAGUGAAGACUCAAUAUCGGAGUUUAUCAAGAAAGAAUAUGACAGUUUGCCAUGGGCUCAUACGACCCUGCUGAAACAUCAUCUACAGAUGAUGUCUGAAAAAGGAGAAGUCCUUAUGACUGAUGGAGGACGGUUUUCGCUUCCUGGUGACAACAAAAGCAUGAAUCAAAAGAGAAAAAGAAAGAGGAAGAGAAGGCCGGUCUGGGAAGUUAAACAAAAGAAGCUGCGGAAGAAGCAAAAGAAGGGGGCAAAGCGGGUGCAGCAUGAUGGUGUCGAAGUUGCUAAAGAACAGAAGAAGCUGGCUGAGCAACAAAAUGAAGUCACUGUUGAACAGGGGCAGAAAAAUCGUGUACCUGAAGAAUACUGGGGGUUGGAUGGGCAUCAUAAUGAUCCGAGCACAGAUAAAGAAGAUGGGCAAUUAAAUGGGCAGCAAAACUCUGUAACUGCGAAUAAAGUUCUUCCCAAAAGAGCUCAAAGGAUCAGAGUAGUACAUAAACAGAAAGGGAAGCAAAAUCUUGAUGCUAAAGAAGGAUCUGUGCCUGUUGAACCUCCCAGGUGUAUGAUGACAGAAGAGAUUGAGCAAUUAGAGGAUCCAAAAUUGCAGCAACUGAAGUUUAGUGUCAGCAGAGUUGAGAAAACAGCUGAUACUAGCAACUUAUGUCCACAAGAAAUUGUGGAAAACAAACAACCUGGAGUUAGCGUGCCUCAAAUUUUAAGUCCAGAAGCGCCUCCAGGUUUUGAGUUUAGGGCGGAGGAGGAUACCACAGCAAAUAAAGCGCAUAACUCUUUGUCGGUAGGUUUGGACUCACCGAAGGAAGACCAUGCUGUGGAUCAGAGUUCUGAGAGAUCUGCUGAGGACCAAGUACCUAGAAUGGGUGACUUGUCCGAUGAAUUAAAACAGUCUAGAGAGAGUCCAAAGCAGCAGAGACACACCAUCGAUGAAUCUUUGCCAUCAGAAACUGUUCUGCCCUUGAACCAGAAUGAACAGCAGAGCUUAGAUACUGAAAGGUUGGAAGAGGAGUCCGUUGCUGAGGAUCUGUUAAAGACUAAGAAGCAGCAAAAGGUGCCCCGUGGUGGGCAGCAAACAAAUAGGCUAACACGGACUUUGACAAGGGCGCAAAGGAAAGGAACAGUAAUCCCAAAUGCAUCAAUGGAGAGCUCAUCAGAACCCCAGCAGCCGUCCAUUCCAAGAAAAAUGACAAGAACUCAGCUAAAAAAGAUUCAAAAUCAACCUGCUGCAUCAACAGAUUUAUUUGCCUUGAAACAUGUAGAGCAAGAGAAAUCACCUGAAACUAAGCAGCAAGAUGGUAAGCCUCGUAGCCUUUGUAAGAAGAUGGGAGGAGCUCAGCCGCAGGAGCAACAUAUUCCAGAGUUAGCACUGGAGAGCUCAUCAGAACCCAAUCAGCCGUCCAUUCAAAGAAAAAGAACGAGAACUCAGCAAAUAGGGAUCGUAAUUCAAUCUCCAUCAUCAAAUGAUGUGUUUGCCUUGAAACAUCUAGAGCAAGAGAAUUCACCUGAAACUAAGCAGCAGGUAGAUAAGCCAAGUGAAAUGAUAUCUCCAGAUAUUCAUGCAAAUUUGGACAAAGGAGAAGCCCAGCAGCUGACGGAUGUGUCACAGAUGGAAGGAUCCGAAGAGAGUGUACUUGCAACAGUUGAACCAUCAUCUGAAAAGAAGCAGCAGCUGGAAGAAGGGAGAUCUGCCCCGGAGAAGCUCAAUGUGGAUGGUAAACCUGAUGUUUCGCUUCUACCAAGUCCUACAGGAUUUGAGGCAGCAUUGAUUGAGAAGUCAUUGCAAAAUGAUCGUGCACGAAGACAACUGAAGCGCUGGAGCAAAACCCCGAGUGAACCUAAAUCUGUAAGUACCUCUCAAGUGGAACCAUUGCCAUUCUGUGCCUCCUCAGAUCAAGAUAUAGUACAUAUGGAUGAGCCUUUGGAAACGGAAGUGCCUUUGGGAUUGGGAACAAGGGAGGAGGCGUUGAAUUUGAUUGAUCCUCAGCAUGAAGUGAACUUGGAUCAACCAAAACAACAGCUUCGCCAGGCCCGUCGUAAGUACAAGGAGGAUGGUGCCACACUAGGUGAUAGUAUAAUUUCAGCAUUGGCAACAAACGAGGAGGAGUUAUGUUUGGAUGAUCCUCAGGAUGAGGUGCACUUGAAGCAGCUAAAACAUAAGCCUCGUGGGAGGGCUGCCAAGGGCAAGGAGGAGGAUGGGGCCGAUCCAGGUGCUACACUUUUGAAGGACUUGAGAUCAUCUACGAAGUUAAAGAAGAAACAAACUGGUCCAGGUAGGAAGGCGUAGGAAGGCACAGUACAGUGAGCAUUGCAGUUCCUUGGUUCUUUCUUGAGAGGAUUAAUGGUAUAAAUUUAGAUAUAUCCUGGGAGUUUAAAUGUUAAAGUGGACAUAAAUAUUAGAAGUUGCUUGUAUUUCUCUUAUGUUCUCAAACUUGGCACUGUACAGUAGAGGUACAGCAUAGUAAUUAGAACUAAUAGCUUCAUGACAUACUUAUUUGAAAGAAGCUAUUACAUCAUUGACCAAUCUCUUGUAGUUCUCUUUUCUUUUUUAAGUUCUACUCUAUACAUUAUAGAGGUUGCAAUAGAGUAAUCCAGCGAUGAAGUACUAAUAUGUGAAAAGGAAGUUGGUGCUUGAUUCUUAAUCAAUUAAGAAUCUUUUGUAUUACAUCGUUCAUCUCCAAGCAAGUUAGUGACAUUUGGUCUUUCAGGAAUCCUGCAUGUCCCAAUCCAUUCUUAGCCUGAAAUACAAGUGUUCCAUAUUUAUUACUAGCAUUUUUGGUGUAAAAUUAUAAAAUGAUAGAUCUUGUGAACUCUGUACAGUCUUAGCCGGUUUAGUGCUGUGAUUAUUUAUAAAAUGUGCUUUCUUUUAACGAUGAAAAAUCUCUGUCAUCAUGGAGAAUGAAGACUUGCAGAGGCUUCCGGUUAUCAACAAUAGAGGCUUCCGGUUAUCAACAAUUGGGUCUUGAAUGUGAUUAUUGAAUCUGAUUCAAUGAUAGUAAUCAACUCCAUCAACAAGAAGAUGACUUCUCACUGGCAAAUAAGAAACGUUAUAGAAAAGAUUGAAGCUUUGAGAGAGAAGGGACGAUUCUAUUUUGUUCAUUGCUAUAGAGAGGCUAACACUGUUGCAGACAAUAUGGCUAACUGGAGCUUAAUUGGACAGGAUACUACCUUCUUCACUAAUGUUAUUGAUCUUCCCUCCAAGGUGAGAGCACUCUUGAAGAUGGAUAAGAGGACCAAAUGAUCAACUACAGAGUUAGAACUAGCAAAACCUGUUUUAAUGUAGUCUCCUAGUUUUUGUUUAUUUAUCUGCUGGAAACUACUCCAUUGUGAUAUGGGAUAUAACCUGUAAUUUUUGUAUAGGGUGGAGCAGUUACUCUCUAACUUUAGAAGCUGUGGUGGAUAGAUUUGUAAUCCCCCAGCUCCAUGUUUUAUCCUUUUGGCUGUUAAUAUAUAG
This is a messenger RNA of Lycium barbarum (goji berry), 4696 nucleotides long. RefSeq names its product actin cytoskeleton-regulatory complex protein PAN1-like. Gene Ontology annotation, cellular component: nucleolus; nucleosome; nucleus. Gene Ontology annotation, biological process: chromosome condensation; negative regulation of DNA recombination; nucleosome assembly. Gene Ontology annotation, molecular function: double-stranded DNA binding; nucleosomal DNA binding. Bases 1139 to 3529 code for a protein of 796 amino acids. The record is from RefSeq and is a predicted model, not a curated record. Lineage: Eukaryota; Viridiplantae; Streptophyta; Magnoliopsida; Solanales; Solanaceae. The transcript has 2 exons.